AUGCCACCUAUACGUUGGGGUCCCCUAGGGGAUCCCCGUCUACUUCCAAGAGGGUCCCGAUUCCUUGUCGGGCCUCAUGUGAGCCUUUCUCGCCAAAGGAAGAGCCACAAGUAUUCACGGGGUUUUCACUUUAAUGCCCUCUCAUUUUCAGCUCAAAGGGGAGUCCAAGCAGCCCCAGGACUUCCAGGUAUCUCUGAGAUCGGGGUUUUCCCAAAGAUCAGAAGCUGCGCUACCGCUGGUACUGCUGAUGCUGCUUCAGCUCGCUCAUCAGCUGAAGCGACCUAUCCUACAUCUGUAAGACCAGCAGAGGGGGAAGAGGGCCCUUCCGGCGUCGCUACUGCUGUCCUGAAUGCCUCAACUUUUCUCGCGCAGCUAGUAGGAGCAGCGGAGGGGGGCACGCAGCAGUUUCGGGGAGUUACUGCACUACGAGGGGCUCUUUCUUCUUUCUCUGCGGCGGUGGAACGAGCAGAAGACACACUUAAGCCCUUUACUUACAACUAUGACGUAACAGACGCAGUGCACGGCAGGCUACUUAAGCCAGCUACACCCGCAACGCCGGCAGCAGUAGCAGCAGCAGCAAGCACGGUUAAUGAUGCUGGGGCCGCUGCCCGCACUGCCCCGGUGCAGCUUCAGCAGCAGCAGCGGGCGUGGAAGUACCUGGGGUCUCCGUUUUACAUACUGCUGCUUCAGGCAGUGCACGCAGCAAAGGCAACACGAGGACUAAGUCCGUCACCCACGCCCGAAGGAGUCCAGGAAGCAGCAACAGCGUCUGUGCCUUAUGUAGGAGCAGCAGGAGGGGCAGCGUCCCUUCUCACCAGUAGCAGCAGCAUCGAAGCUGCUGCUGCAGAAGUUGCUGCUUUUUGGCAGCUACAGGUUGCCAAGGAUUUGCGGCGCUUGCGCCACGCUGCGGAGGCCUUGCAGCAAGCAGGAGGGUCGCCAACUGAGGACCUCGAAGAAAACUCUUCUGCUUUAACAGGAACGCCAGCCGCUGUGCACUGUUUACCGCAGCAGGAUGUGGAUGCAGCGGUGCUGGGGCUUCUCUGCAGCGCAGCAGAGGCGGUAGCACUACUCGCAGAAAUGCAAAUGAAGCACUCAGUGCGAGACGUUGUGCCAACAUUGCUUCUCGUUCUAGAGCGCGUUCGGCUCUCGCGUGAACGCCGCCAGGGCCAGCUAAACCCGCAACUGGAGGAGCAACAGAAGAAAGAUGGACUGGUGCGGCAGUGUGAAGCAGAGGCAUCUCUGGCAGCCUCUGCAGAGGCAACGGCUGCUACCACAAUAACGGCACGGUCACCUGCAUCACAAGCACCAGAGGCGGGAGUAGCAGCAGAGGCGACCAUACGGUGUCUUCAUGCGCUGGGUCGCUGUCAGCUGUUUAGCGAAAAGCUGCUGCAAGUGGUGUCUACGGACCACAUUGCUGCUGCUGACGCCGACUCUCUUGCCCUAUAUCUCUUUGAGUGCGGACGCAUGGGCCUACGCUGCAGACGCUGGAUAGAUAUGAGCUUUCAAAGGGCGCUCGAAGCCGUGAACUCUAUGUCUGCUCCUUCUUUGCUACUGGCCUGCGCCGGUCUUUACCGCUUCUGCACAGAGUGGAAGGAAUUUUAUCUGCGAGCAGCUCCUCGGCUGCUUAAUUUGUUGAAGCAAAUGGAUUACUACCAGCUACGGCUGAUGCUGCGGCUGACGAAGCACCUCAAUCCUUCCUUGAGUGACCCUCAGCUAUGCCUUCUUUCCAGAGGCGCCGCGCGGCUCUUGACGCGUAUUAUUCCUACUUUAGAUCCUCAGCAGCUCUGCUGCGUUGCUACUUUUGUAGAGAGGCGGUCCACAGAUACUCCAGAGGAAUACGGAUCUCUCACGCGAUCUCUCGUGAGCGCCCUUGAGGCCACAGCUCCAGUGGAUAUAUCGUGCGCAGUCACGCACACGGGUGCAGCUAUUUCAGCAAGCUCAGCGGCCACUGCAACGGCAAAGCUGGCGGAGAGCGCAAGCCUAGCUGGGGACCCUCUGUCGCUUGUGCACCCUCUGCACGACUUAGUUGAUGUGGUUGAUUGUCUGGCCUCUCACGGGCUGCAAAGCUCUCUUGUUCCUCGCAUAGAGUCUGUGCUAUCCGCACGCUAUACAGGUGAGCCCAAUUUCACGCUAGGCGUUGAGAGCACCAGGGAUGGGGACUUUGUCAACAGCAUUAACAGAAAGACACUAGUAGUUGGACAGGGCCGCCUUAGGACAUUAGAGCAAACCGCGGCGGCGUAG
This is a messenger RNA of Eimeria tenella, 2241 nucleotides long. RefSeq lists its product as uncharacterized. The record is from RefSeq and is a predicted model, not a curated record. Bases 1 to 2241 code for a protein of 746 amino acids. The transcript has 5 exons. Lineage: Eukaryota; Apicomplexa; Conoidasida; Eucoccidiorida; Eimeriidae.